Molecule: messenger RNA, 315 nt
Organism: Pedinophyceae sp. YPF-701
Lineage: Eukaryota; Viridiplantae; Chlorophyta; Pedinophyceae
Source: the annotation of a GenBank genome assembly
AUGGUGUCGGCCCGCUGGAGCGUGGCGCUGGCGCUGGCGUGCGUGCUGGCGCUGUUCCUGACCGCUGCGGCGACGUUCGAGAAUCUCGACAUCCCCACGGACCCCGAAGUCACCGACUGCAUCUGUUCGUGGUCGGGCAUCAAGGACCGCUCGUUCUAUGACGUGGAGGCCAUGAUUCUGAGGGACUGCCCGAAAGUCCGCGUGAUCGAGGUGCCGCAGAACAGCAUGGUCACCAUGGACUACUCGCUCUCCAGGGUGCGGGUGUUCGUCGACGACGCGUCCCGGUCGGUCUUCGACAACGCGCGCUGCGGCUGA